Cetraspora pellucida is the source of this 2232-nucleotide messenger RNA. NCBI's taxonomy places the organism in Eukaryota, Fungi, Glomeromycota, Glomeromycetes, Diversisporales, Gigasporaceae. The record is from the annotation of a GenBank genome assembly.
AUGUGCUUUUCAACUGCAAAGUGGAAAAGAGAACAAGUCAAAGACCACAAAUUUGACUUUAUUGACGUAGACUCAUUUGAAGAAAAAACUUUUCUAUCACGGAUAGGAUAUUUUAUCGUCAUCCUUACAAUGUUAAAAUCUGUUCUUGUCUAUAUUGCCGAUGUUUGGACUGCUGGAAUUUUACUCAUUUUUGACCGUUGGAGUUCAGCUAUUCAACCUGCAAUUCCUUUCUCUGUCUCGAAAUGGAUCUUUGUCGCCUGUAUAUUUGCGUCUUUCGCCCUUUUAUCAUGGGACAUUAAGAAAGCUCUUUUUAUACGAAAGACGAGAGAUAUUUCAUUCGCAUUCACAAAUGGAAUUGCAUACAAAACUUAUAUUUUAACUAGUUGGAAACGUCUUAUUUUUGCUGAAGCCCCUCGUCAAGCUGUUAGUGCAUUUACUCUUUACUCCUUCGUUCCAUUGGUUAGAUCGAAAAAAUAUUAUGAUCUUAGUUCUUAUGGUGUUGAUACUGUCCAACGUCUUGUCGUGGCUUUGAUGGCAUUUUCUCUCUUUAUUUUUAUCUUUUCUGCGCUUAGAAUUAUUAUUGCUGCUCUUCUUUAUAUACCAUUGGUAUGUAUAAUCAGAGGUAAUCUGAAAGAAUUUUGUUGUCACAAAAUUGAUAAAAGAAUUGAUGAACUUCUUGCAAAAGAACGCAAAAAAAGGAUUAAUAAAUUGAAAAAUAAUAAAAAAAAGAAACAAGAUACCUCCAUUCGACCCACUCUUCCAGAAAUUUGUGAUAGUAAUCCUUCACUUCCACCUUACGCCAAAUCUUCGGUAUUGCCAUAUUCUAAUAAUUUUAUACCUCCGACUGACAUGACGCGGUCAAAUUCCCCAGAUCCAAUGAUGGUUGGACCACCACCUUAUGUAUCAAGGACUACUACUCCAAAUUAUGGACAAAGAGCUGCUACUCCAAACUAUAGAUCAGGACCUUCAACUCCUAUUUAUGGUCAACCUAAUCAGAGUCCUCCAUACCGUUCUAACUUGGCUGACUAUUCAAAUCAACCUUAUCCUAAUGAUAAACCAUCUCAUCUCAAUUCAGAGAUUUCUUACAAUAACCCUGGCUAUAACCCUGGGUAUAAUCCUGGAUAUAAUCCUAGAUAUAAUCCUGGACCGGUUUCAGAACCUAUUCCUGUUAUCAGACAAAAUCAACACGAUCCAACAAUUGCACCACAACCGAUAUUAUCAGAUAUGGGUCAUCCACGACAGCCUUAUCCUAAUCCUUCUCAGCUCAAUUUUUCUCCAAUGAACCACUCUAAUAUAAUUGCACCAGAUCACUUUGGCAAUAAUUUAGAGCCUGUUUCGGAACCUAUUCCCUUCGUUGGACAAAUUCAACAAAACUCAAUAAUACCACCACAAGCUACUUCACAACCAGUAUUGUCAGAUAUGGGCCAUCCACGACAACCUUAUCCUAAUAAUGGAUCUCCUCAGCAAAGUCCCUUUCCAACAAAUAGAUCGAAUGUAACUGCAUUGGAGCGUCCUUAUAAUAAUUUGGCUGCUGUUUCUGAACCUAUCCCUUUCAUCAGACAAAAUCAACAAGAUCCUGUAAUGCCAUCAUUACUAAUUAAUCAAUCUAAUAUAGCAACACCAGAGCGUUCUUACAAUAAUUUUACUGCUUUUUCUGAACCUAUUCCCCUUGCUAGACAAAAUCAAUACGAUCUAAUAAUGCCACCACAUGCUACUUCACAGCCAGUAGUGUCAAAUAUGGGCCAUCCACAACAGCCUUAUCAUAAUAAACCUCCACAACCCUUUUCAGUGGAUCGAUUUGAUAUUCCUGUUGUCAGACAAAAUCAAUACGUACAUACAAUAGAAGAACCUUUAAUAAAUAAUAAUGGAUAUGCUCCAAAUAUUUUUAAUGGAGUGCCUAAUGACUAUUAUAACAACAGUGCACUUAUACCCGAAAGUAAUAGUGCAUUUAUGCCUGAAAGCAAUAGUGAUGAUGAUGGUAGAUAUUCUUAUUCACCAUACAUAGGAUAUUAUCAAAAUGCACAGUCCACUUCACAAUCAAUAGAUAAGAGUGAUGAUAUCAUUUCAUUAAAUAAUCGAGAUGAUAAAUAUUCACCCUCAUCUUCUAUAGGUUCAAAUACAGGAAAAACAAUUCCUUCAAGAUAUGAAGAAGCUGAGAAAGGAUCUUCAAGAGUUAACAACUAUAUACAGCAAAAUGGCAGCCUAAAUACUAAUGAACAGAACAACUCAUAG